Molecule: messenger RNA, 1834 nt
Organism: Daldinia loculata
Lineage: Eukaryota; Fungi; Ascomycota; Sordariomycetes; Xylariales; Hypoxylaceae
Exons: 1
Coding region: 247-1638 (463 amino acids)
Source: RefSeq, a predicted model, not a curated record
UGGUUAUGGGCUAAGUAACUUGCAGUCAUUGACAUGUCCCCUUUGUCAUCCAUGUCCACAAGCGCCAGGAUGCAAAGAACAAAGCUACGAAUCUGAAUACCUUCCUAUGCAAUCCAUGGCUCCUAGACUUUUAAGACACCCAGCUCACUUCUCGUAGAAACCCCUGGUUUCUACCAGGACUCCCAUUCGAAUAUUCUACGAUCAAAAUUUUAACUUUUCGCUUCUCUAACUCUUAUACCUUUCAUCAUGGCUGAGCAGUGGUGGCAUUUUUUACAUAACAAGCUGUACAGCCAACCAUGGAUGCAUCAUGGCCUCAUAUGUGCCGAACCCAAUAUCUGGACAGAGUAUUUAAACCCUACAUCGAUGGAGAAAUCAGUGACGGAACAGAAAGACGUACAGUCCGGAACUCCACAUGUGACCAAUUUCAAUAUAGCUGCUAGUCAGCUCAAGGAGCCGCAGGACAGCGGCCACAAAUCGGAUGUGCCACCGGCGGAAGAAUCGUCUACUUCGUGGCUGGAGAAACACAAGGAUAGCUUUAUCCAGGUUAAGCGAUCUGGUGCGCUUCAUCGCCAUAGGCCGAAUGUACAGAGGCCGAAGGCGAGGAGCGUGGAGGAGGCAAGACAGAAGCAGAGACGAAACACGUUGGAUCGUCUGCUUAAUCUCGAUAAUGGAGUGGUUUCGCCUAGGGCCCAGGACGAGCGGGAUGCACCAGCACAACAAGGUAGUGAUGUUCUAGGGCCGAUGAGUCAGUGGCGGAAUCGAGUAUACCGCGUGCGCAAACGGGUGGGGGAUUUCUUGGGGCGUGCUGGCGCUGCGGUGUAUCCUGCCUCGGGGGUGGAGAGGAAGCAACUGGAUACCUUCGAGGCGGAAAUGGAUCAAGCUGAGAAGCCGCAACAGCAACAGCAGCAGCAGCAGCAAGUUGGCGAGGGCGAGCCAGUCCAGUACCCUAACCUGGGUGGUGAACUAGCCAAACUCGGAGAAGCCACUCCCGCUAACAACCAAGCUCAAGAGCACCAGGAGGUCAACAAUAACGAUAAUAGUAAUAACACCGCACACCAGAUCGCAGAGAGUCUACUCGAGGAACUCCUCGGAGAGCAGCAGGCCAGACUCCUCGAGGAAAGACUACGACAGCUCAGGGGGGAAGACACGGAAGAAGUCGUGCCUAGCAACGAUGAUGAUGCGCCGGCCGCAUCAACACUACCACUACCACUACCACCAUUAUUACCACCAUUAUUACCAUCCAAGAGUCCCAGCCCAAGACCCUUCCACAUCAACCACGUAGCACAUCUAGCGCCCUCAUAUAUCGCAGCGCAGCAAUCGCGCCAGAGAGCAGACCGCCGUCAGACACCACCACCACCACCACCGCCUCCUUCCUCCUCUUCGCCCCUCCCGCAGAAAUCUUCUCGUCGCGGAACGGGGGGUUAUAACACCACCGCUACCACCACCACCACUACUACUACUACUAUCGCCACACGCAGCAGAAACAGCAGCAACACACAAGUCGAUACCGCUCAACAGCGUAUAUCCGCGCAGCCGCUGUGGAAAGGCGCAAAUAGGUCUAGGGAGAUCUGGUUUGGCGUUGGGCCUGGGACUGGGAGGGAUGUGGGUGGGCGGAGGGGGCAGGGGAGGAGGGUUUAGGGGUUUGGGGGUUUGGGGGCUUGGAUCUAAAUAGCAAGGUGGUUAGUUAGGUAGUUAGGUUGGUGCGGUAAAAGGUACCUAUUCUUGGGUCUAUAUCAGCGUAUUUGUUAGGUAGUCUUGUCUAUACUGAAAGCAAAGUGAUUAUAUUAUCCAGUUAUAAAUAGUUUACGUACCUACUUAGGUACCUAAUAUAAAC